This is a messenger RNA of Populus euphratica (Euphrates poplar), 3399 nucleotides long. RefSeq names its product zinc finger CCCH domain-containing protein 38-like. NCBI's taxonomy places the organism in Eukaryota, Viridiplantae, Streptophyta, Magnoliopsida, Malpighiales, Salicaceae. Bases 181 to 2823 code for a protein of 880 amino acids. The transcript has 4 exons. The record is from RefSeq and is a predicted model, not a curated record. Gene Ontology annotation, molecular function: metal ion binding.
UAAAGUAGAGCUCACAAGUCGUCUUCUAUGCGUCUUUCCUUCUGCUAAUUUGAUGUCUAACUAAAAACACUCUUUACUUAGCGUACUUCUUAACUGAGCUCUCGAAUCCCUCCCAUUUGUGCUCUCACUUUGGUUCUUUUACAUGGUUUUCUCUCAUUAAUUUCCAUGUGCUCCAGUUGAAUGAAAGAAGGUGGUACUGCUUCUGUCAAAAUGAGUGGGAGCGGCCGAAAACGUAGUUCAAAAUGGGAUUUGAAAGAAGGGUCUCGAAUCUCAUUGGAAGAUGUGGAAGACAAUGCUUUGCCUGGGAAAGCAGGAAUACCUUUUCGCGACAAAGAAUCACAAUGUGACUGGCUCCCACCUGAAGCUGCUGGCAGCACUUGCUCUAAGUGGUCAGCUAUGGAACCUUUGCCUGGAAGAAGAGGUUCCCACAAGGAUGAUAAUAUCGACGGAGACCAUAGUAGAACUUUGAAAUCCACCUAUGAAGAUGAGAGUUAUGGAACUAGAAUGUCUCCUGGUCUUGAUGAAUGGAGACAGCAAAGUUUUCGAAACUCUCCCAAGAAUGAAUAUAAAAGAUUAAGAAGUUGGUUGGCAUUGGUUGACUUGUCCUGUCUCUGGUUUUUCUGCAAAAGGAGGAGCCCGAGUCGAAGUCGGAGCCGGAGCAGGAGCCCUGUCCAUGGCUUCAGGGGAGAAUCAGGAGCAUAUGACAGAACUAGAAGUAGAUCUGGUGUAUCAGCUCAAUUAUGUAAGGAUUUUGUUGCUGGGAGAUGCAGGAGAGGUAAUCAUUGCCAGUUUCUUCACCAAGAUACUGAGACUUAUGAGGAUGAUUGGGAAAGACCAAGGAAAACUGCAGCUUCUAAAUAUCCUAUGUCUCAUGAUACUAAGCAGUACCCAAUGGGGAGUGGAAGAUCUGCCAAUUGCUGCACUAAUUUUCUAAAGGGAAACUGUAGAAGGGGUGAAUCCUGCAGGUAUGCUCAUCAUGGUGAUUCUAAUCCAUCCAGUAGGGGGUCUGCAAAUGAGGUGAUUAGAGAAAGAGAUAAUGACCGAAGGCAUAGAUAUGCAUCUCCAGAGAGACGUGCUGAGCGUGAAACCCGCAGAGCAGCUGAUAUUCCCUGCAAAUUUUUUGCUGCUGGCAAUUGCCAGAAUGGAAAAUAUUGCAGGUUUUCUCAUCAUGAUCAGACACUUGCAAGUCCUGGCAAAAGAUCACGAGAUGUUAGGUGGCCACCAAGCCAAAACUCAGAUGAAUUGGAAAAAUCAUGGAAUGAUCCAAAAUGGAGUGACAGUCAUACCUCAGACUCUGCAAAGUUGAGCGAGGAUAAAAAUGAAAAAUUGGAUGCACCUAAUCUGAGGCUCUCUGCACGGCAUAUGGAGGAUGGAUGGGGCCAUAAUCCUGUUGAGGACAAAACACACAGUAAUCCUCCAACUAAUGAAGUGGUUGAGAUUGACAAAAAGGAAGCCUUCCAAUGGAAGACUGAAAAUUCUGGUGAUAACACUAAUGUUUCUGAGAAUUGGCUUGGUGAUAUGGAAAUGUCUCCGGAUUGGAACUACAGACUGCAACCUUCCAACCAUAUCAACAAAGGAUCCAGUCAUGAACUUCAAGAGAGUUCAGGUCGGAUGCAUGAUACCGCUGCAGUCAUGCUACCAAUUUCAAAAGAAACAUCUUCCAUUCAACAGGGUUUUAAUUUAAAGGAGGUUGGGGGUAGUGCUUUGCCACAUGAUGAUGAUGGUGUGACAAAAACUGCUAGUUCCUACGUAGACAUUUCUGCCAAUGUCCUUGCAUCACAAAGCUUCAACAAAAAUGGCCAGAGUUCAAAUACUUCACAUAUUCUGAAUUUGAAUGCUGUUGGACAAAUUCAAGAAGCAAUCUUGACCAAUCCUUCAAGAGGAGGGACAACAACAAAUCCUCAAAACCAAACACUGUUUCAGGAGAGGACAGUGAUCAACAUUCCAGAUACUGGGAAUCCAAAUGUUCCACAUGCGAAUUUGGGGAUUCCAACAGCACAAAACAUGGCCAGUAAUGAACAUUUGACUCAGCUUACCAGCCUUUCUGCCUCCUUGGUUCAGUUAUUUGUGAAUGGACACCAGCUUCCACAACUUUAUGAAGCUCAUAAUUCGCAUGAUGGUACCUUUGCCAACUCAGAGGGCACUGUCACUGUGAAACCAGAUUCUGCAGUGACCAUUCAGCCAAAUCAAGCUGUUGAACCCCGGAAGCAGUAUGAUCCUAUUUGCGACAGUGUUGAGCCUGGGAAGCUUAAUGUCAAUACUAGUCCUACAGAUAAGAAACUAGAAUUGUUAUCCAAAAGCUUGUCCCCUUCAUCUCUUGCUGCUGCACCCAAUGGUGAUGACUUUAACAAGUUCUUCUUGGAGCAAGAGUCUAAUGAAAAGAGUUCCCUGUUAAAUCAGCCAGCUCCAGCUGCGAGUUCUGAAGCUACCAAGGAAAACAAUGGGGUGGGGUCUGGUGAAGACAAUACAGUGCAAGAGCAGGAUAAGACCGCACAAGAAAAUGGUCCCUUAGAGAACAGUGAUGGUGAUGGCAAAGCUGAUGAGAGCAAGAAAAACAAGGAUGCCAAGGGAAAUCGUGCAUUUAAGUUUGCACUGGUGGAGUUUGUUAAGGAUCUUCUGAAACCUGCAUGGAAGGAAGGUCAAAUCAGCAAAGAUGCUUACAAGAACAUAGUUAAGAAAGUGGUUGACAAAGUUACUAGUACCAUGCACAGUGCUAGUAUUCCAACAACGCAGGAAAAAAUUGAACUAUAUCUGUCAGUUUCAAAGCCAAAGCUGACGAAACUUGUACAGGCAUAUGUGGAGAAAUUUCAGAAGGACAAAUGAAAGAACUCCCGGUGUUUUCUAUUAAUCUAUUUUCCUGUGUCAUAUAGAAAGCUAGUUAAAUUUUAUGUUUCAUAUGAUUUAUUAUGGUAAUGUAGCUUCUAGAAUGAGCUCUUCUUUUCAACCUGUGUUUUGUUUUAGUUGUUGAAAUCAAGGUUGGGUAAAACUUUAACUCUUACAUGUAGAAUAUCUUUUUGCUUGGAAGUUUAGAAUGCCUCCUAAUCAUGAAGGUUAACCAUAUAGAUUAAUUUUCAGAUUCUAUAAUGCCACCUAAUAGGGGCAUGUUAUUGUUAACGUGCAGUAAAGUUAGUUGAAUAGAGUUAGCUUAAAGUUAACUAGAGUUGAACGUGUGUUAAGAGUAUUAUUUUGUCUAAGUGGUAGGGUACAUGGGGCUGAAAUUAUUGAGGAGAAUAACAGUAGGUACAGCCGAAAGUUGGGCUGAAAACAGGCAGAAACAGGUGCUGUAACGGAGAAGAAGAAACAGCAGCAGAGAGUGGUUUCCUCCAUUGUAAUCCCUUUCUUGUGGGAGUUUUGUACCAGAAAAUUACAGCAAUUAUAUGCUAUGUUUAAGUCUGUUUU